Messenger RNA from Rasamsonia emersonii CBS 393.64, 2388 nucleotides. RefSeq names its product Homeobox transcription factor. NCBI's taxonomy places the organism in Eukaryota, Fungi, Ascomycota, Eurotiomycetes, Eurotiales, Trichocomaceae. The record is from RefSeq and is a predicted model, not a curated record. The coding region runs from base 1 to 2388 and encodes 795 amino acids. Gene Ontology annotation, biological process: regulation of transcription by RNA polymerase II. Gene Ontology annotation, cellular component: RSC-type complex; nucleus. Gene Ontology annotation, molecular function: DNA binding. The transcript has 2 exons.
AUGAGUUAUAUCCAUCCUUCAUACGCCUACGGCGGCCAUGCCGGAGUCCCACUGGAGCAGCCCAUCGUCUGCGGUCCGCCCAUGGCUCACCCGGCCAUGGUUGGUCCCAUGGAUGGUUAUCUGGUCCCCCGUCCUCCUUACGAGAUGCCUGAAUACUAUGCUCCUAUGCCUAUCAUGGAGGACCGUCAUGAAGAAUACACGGAGAAUAUGUCGCGGCCGCGUCUGACCAAGGAACAAGUCGAGACGCUGGAGGCCCAGUUCCAGGCUCAUCCCAAGCCCAACAGCAAUAUCAAGCGUCAGCUGGCCGUGCAGACAAAUCUCAGCCUUCCUCGAGUCGCGGUUGGUUUGAUCCUGAACCGACGCGCAAAGGCCAAGCAACAGAAGCGCCAGGAAGAGUUCGAAAGGAUGCAACGGGAAGCGAAGGAGAAAGAGGAACGGGAGAAAGCUAAAGCCGAAGAAGAGAAGUCCAAAUCGGAGUCUGACCAAUCUAGCCAGACGAACGACAAGACGGAUAGCCAGGAAAACAGUCAGUCGAACAGCCAGCCAGAUAAUCAGUCCAACAGCCAGUCAGACAAUCAGUCCAACAACAAUCAAUCGAACACUCAGUUUGACGAGACGAACAGCCAAACGAAUAACCAGACGAACAGAACACCCGGGCCAGAGAAGGACCAAACUUCGACUCCCAAGCAGGACUCGACUGCCUCGGCAUCUAAUGACCCUAAUGAUCGGGUAAACACUCCUGCCAGCUCGUCAUCAAGGUCAAGACACCAAAAGACGCCUAGUGAGGCUGCUCGAGAAGCAACCUUCGCUUCCCUGCAAAGGGCCCUUAAUCAGGCGGUGGCCGCUCGAGAUCAGUUCAAUCAGCAACCGGACGGCAACGUCCUGGUGGGAAGUUCUGAGAUGCCCAUGAACCUCCCGACCUCGACCUUACCUCCGGCCGGCAAUGGCCCCCAGAGCUCGCUUAACCCUGGAUUUUCCGAAUGGGGAGGUAGUCGAGAUUCCUCGAUGGCGUGGACACCGUCCCAGAGUCCCCAGGGAGGGUUUGAGUUUGGCAGUUUGAACGCGAUGCAAUUUGCUUCUCCGGAUAAUAAUCAUCUCACGGGCCCUUCGAUGGAGGGCCCAACGAACCCGAACCCGGAUAUGACGGGUACGGCUGCCUUUGGCAACGUCCAGAUGUCUCAACAAUCCCAGGCUUGGGAUGGACAGUUGCAGGGACAGACAAAUGCCCUCCCGGAGGGUCAGCCAGGCUCUGAGUCAAUGUAUGGAUCUCUCCAAUUUUCCUCCCUGCAGCCGCCGGAAGGUCCAGUCGAGAGGCGUGCCUCUUCGUCGGAGGAGCUCACGGAAUCGAUGGGGAACAUUGGGAUCACGUCGAUGUCGCCUUCACAACAGACCAUGCAACAGCCCUCCGAUCAGAUGGAUGGCCCGGUCUGGAGACGGCCUGAGAAGGAGUUGGACAUUGCAGCCCGUCGGAAACGACCCCGACCAGCUGCCAUUGGCACCACCAGUUCGACUAGGCCCUUGGUAGGACCAUCGUCGAUGUCGCCCACGACGAGAGUUCCAAACUUUGGCGGUGCCCAUCCGUUACGGCACGCCAAAUCGUCUCACGCCCUGGGUGCACGGUAUGCUGGGGUGAGGAAGAUCUCCGCACCUCAGCGUUCCCCCCUUGGCUUCUCGACUUUCGCCGAAGCGGCUUCGGCCAACGCGGACACGAAACGAAGAUUGCAGACGUCUGCAUCGGCUGGUAAUCUGGCUCCACCGACACCUCUCACGCCGGAAGACUUACAGCACCUGAUGCCGUCGACGCCCCGGGACAAUCAAUACAAUCUGUCCGCCGCUCAACGUCCUGCGGAGGGGCAACUUUUCCCAACCACACAGCCGAUGCAGAUCAACGUUGCAUCUCCACCGGCAACGCCCAUGUCGGUGGAUUUGCUCUCCAUGCAGUAUCAGAACCUCGCGCCUCCCUUGUCUGCGCCGGCCCACUACUCGACGUUCCCGGAAUACUCGCCAGGAUCGAGCGGACAGAUGACGGGUGUCAGCUGGGCUGAUAUGCAAGGUCUUCCCUCGCCCGAUACGUCGUCGUUUCAGUCGAACAUGCAAAUGCCCCAGGCUAAUUAUGUUUCUGCGGUUUCUUAUGAGCAAGACGUCGACAAAGACGGCCAGGCGGCGGCUCAAUGGACCAUGCCGGACAAUUCCCCGAUGUACGGCACGGUCAAGGACUCGAGCACGCCUCCUGCGACCGUGGUCAUUAACGAAGAUCAGAAAGUGACGCAGUUCCACAUUCACGAAUUCCCUCAGCAGCAGGAGGCUCACCGGUCUGUCGCGCAACAGCUGCCGCCUCAGAAACCCAAGAACUAUACUUUUUCUCAUCAGACUCCUAGCGACUUUUAA